Messenger RNA from Biomphalaria glabrata, 7547 nucleotides. RefSeq names its product mitogen-activated protein kinase kinase kinase 20-like. Gene Ontology annotation, biological process: protein phosphorylation. NCBI's taxonomy places the organism in Eukaryota, Metazoa, Mollusca, Gastropoda, Planorbidae. The transcript is spliced from 22 exons. Bases 190 to 2988 code for a protein of 932 amino acids. Gene Ontology annotation, molecular function: ATP binding; protein kinase activity; protein binding. Gene Ontology annotation, cellular component: cytoplasm. The record is from RefSeq and is a predicted model, not a curated record.
UAUAAUAAUACUAGACUAACUAGAUCUAGACUAGAAGUAGAUAUAGACUAGAUCUAGAAUCUAGAUCUUUUAUGUCUUAUGAUGAUUUAUUUAUAUAUAAUAUCAAAAAGAUAAUAUUUAUAGAUCUAGAUCUACUCUCGUAGUUAUUCUAGAUCUCUGGUACGCGUAGUCUCUCGGAUACUCUACAAAAUGGAUGUGAAAAAAGGCACAUCUCUUGGAACAGGAGCGCUGCUAGAAAUCUCAUUUAAUGACUUGUGUUUUUAUGAGCGAUGUGGAGGGGGAACCUUUGGCAGUGUUUAUCGAGCUCUAUGGCAGUCUCAGAAUAUGAUAGUAGCUGUCAAGAGACUUCUGGUUCUAGAAAAAGAGGCUCAAGUUCUCAGUUUUCUGAGUCAUAGAAAUAUAAUAAAAUUUUAUGGGGCUGUUGUGCAAGAUCCAAAUUACUGUCUUGUUACAGAGUUUGCACCCAAUGAUUCAUUGUACUCAUAUUUACGCAAUGCAAACAACACAUUAGACUUUGCACAAAUAGUCAAAUGGGCCAUUGAAAUUGCACAAGGUAUGAACUAUUUACACUAUGAAGCUCCUGUGAAAGUCAUACACAGAGACCUUAAAUCUAAAAAUGUUGUCCUUUCUGAGGAUUGGACAUGUAAGCUCUGUGAUUUUGGAGCCUCUCGUUUUAUUGGAAGCACUACAAAAAUGUCUCUAGCAGGCACUUUUCCUUGGAUGGCCCCAGAAGUCAUUCAAAGUUUCCCUGUGUCUGAAUCUUGUGAUACCUGGUCCUAUGGUGUGGUACUCUGGGAGCUGCUGACUAAAGAAGUGCCAUUUAAUGGCAUUGAAGGCUUUCAAGUGGCUUGGCUUGUGGUAGAGAAAGGGGAGAGACUCAUGAUUCCCAGCUCUUGUCCACCGAGCUUUAGAAAAAUGAUGGAACAAUGUUGGCUGUUGGAACCAAAGCUGAGACCAACAUUUGCACAGAUCUUGUCAAGACUUAAGGCCAUGUCUGAAGAUGAAUCCCUUCCUGAUCUGACCAAUUCCUUCCUCCAUCAAAAGAGAGUUUGGCAAAAGGAGAUUCAAGCCACGCUGGAGAGACUGAAAAGGGCUGAGAAAGAUAUCUGUAACAAAGAGCAGGAGCUGAAGGAAAGAGAACUCCAGUUAAAGGAAAGAGAAAGAUCUCUUAUACAACAGUUUAAUAUUGUGAAACUUGAAGACUAUGAUGUAAACACUUGGAGGGAUGUUGAUGUGUAUCAGUGGGUAAUGCAGUUCAGAGCUUCAGGCAACACAGCAGACCUAGCCCAGUAUGCUGACCUGUUUCUUCAGAAUCAUAUAAAUGGGAGAAGGCUACUGCGAAUGGUUGAGAAAGAUUUAAGAGAAAUGGGAAUCUCAAGUGUAGGGCAUGUCAUGGACUUUCAGCUGGAAAUCGACACAUUAAAAACGCACAACUUUCGGUUGUUAAAUUUUCCUCCAUUAACAAAACAGGCAGACCAGACAGCUAACUUGUUACCCAGGGAGUCUGUGACUAUAACUUUAAUCAUUGGACAUCAUUUGAGGAAAGGACAAACAUUAGAAGAAACCAAAUGGAAGAUGUAUGUUGAUGUUGACUUAGAGGAAGAGGAAGACAAACCAGUGGUCACUCUGGUGAAAGAGGUAGCAAUCACAUGUACAAAACCUGCCUUUGGGACUUGUAAACUGCAGCAGCCUCCUUUCAUAAUGAACUCCUGGUAUCAAGGCGUGUUUCCAGACAUGGCAAUUGAAUGUGUUGUUACGUAUGAGCCAACUGUUCACAAACCUCAUUUCACAAGAUUCAAAUAUGAACUGGACACAGAGAACUCUUCAUCUGUCCAGAAAUCUGUUCUUCUUACGCUAAAAAGGUUGUUGCCAGAUUCACAAGUUCAGCCAGACGACAGUGUUCUCACUUCUAGCUCAAUGCCCACAUCACCACAACAUAGUUCAGUGUCUUUAGUACCUCAUAAUGUUAGCUCACCAAACCUUCAAGGGGCUUGGUCCAAUGUGUUUAAAAGUGUUCAGCUCCCUCCUAGUAGAUCAUCUUCUCAGUCCAAUGUUUGGGCAAGUAUUGUUGCUGGGAAGAAACCAGUAACUAAACCAAUUCCUGGAACAGCCAAUGUACUCAUAUCUGAUCCAUCCACAACUGGUAUGGUCAGUCGCAGCUCAAGUGUAAUCAGCAGGACAUCAUCUUCCUUCACAGGUCACUCAGAGUCCAGCUCAUCUUUGGUCACUUCGGGUUUGGUGUCAGCUAAAUCGUCUUCUGUCUCAAGCGUUAGUAAGGGUGCUCCUGAAGUGAAGUCCAGCAGAGCUGUGACAGUGCAGUUUUCAUUGGAGGACAAUGAGAGUAGCUCUCAAUCUGAAGCAAAUAACAGCUCAGAGAGUGGCUUCAGUGAAAAGGGCAUUAAUCAGUCUAAUGCUACAGUGGACAGUGAUGGCCCAGAGCCUCCGAAUUCAUGUGACCUUAACAAAGUGUCCAGCAACCAGUGCAUCAAUUAUCCCUCGUCAGGUAAAAGCCACCAACUGACAGCAGCUACCUCAAAACUACAAUCCAAUAGCUUUGGUCGUGGCGUGGGAAGGGGAAGAACCAGAGGCAAUAAUACUUACAUCAGAACCGAAGGAUAUGGAAAUACUAAGUACAACACUCUAUCCCCCUCUAGAUCAUAUUCCCAUUACAAACAGGGCAGGACUGAUACAAGCUACCACCAAAGAAAGUUUAAUAAACUUGAAGCAUUGGAGCAUCCCUGGGGAGAGAGAAAAAACAAAACAGGAAGUGAGCCGUUCUCUCAAAAAUACCCAAAUACUACUUACCAGUAUAGGCGGGCGUUCAGUGGUGGCCAUACUUCUCCUCUGGGCAGUCAAAGCCAAGAGACAACUGAUGAGAGCUCAGACAUGACUGUGACAUCCAGUAUUAAAGAAAAAGAUGUUGAUGGCUUCCAGUUUGUCCAUUCUAAAAAACAUCAACAGUACAAAAGAAAUAAAGAAACUAGAUAGAACCAGUUAAAAUUUUAGUUAAUGUCAAGCCACUAGUCAUUAAUCUGAUUCCAGACUUGUUGAACCUUAUUGUAUCUUCCUUCCUGGGACCUCUUUACAUAGAUGGAUGUAGCCUACUGGAAAUUUGAUAGAACCAUCUGUAGCUAAUUUAUAUCCCAACUCACAUCCUAGCCCAUCUACAGCCCAACUCGGUCCUAGCCCAUUUACAACCCAACUCACAUCCCAGCCCAUUUACAACCCAACUCACACCCCAGCCCAUUUACAACCCAACUCAAUCCUAGCCCAUUUACAACCCAACUCACAUCUCAGCUCAUUUAUAGCCCAACUCACAUCCCAGCCCAUUUACAACCCAUCUCUCUUCCUAGCCUAUUUACAACCCAACCUUUGUUCAAGCUCAAAUGUUGACUAAAAACAUUGAAUCGAAUGAGAUGCUCAAGUAUGUUAGAGAUAUUGACUCUGGUCUAGAACUAGAUAUGUGAGACAUGCCACCUCUCUCUCAAUACAUAAAUAUAUAUAUGCUAUUUUUUUGUAAAAAAUAUAGGUAUCUGUACUCAGUGAUGGAUUGCCUAACGUUUAACUACUAAAAAACAAUAAUAAACGUUAAAAUACAAGAAAAGUAAUAUUUUUUUCCCCACAUUAAAAAAGGUCCCGUUACACAGUAUAUAUAUAUAUAUAUAUAUAUAUAUAUAUAUAUAUAUAUAUAUAUAUAUUUAUAUAUUGACAGUAAGGAGUAUGUAUGUAUAUAUGUAUGUAAAAAACUGUUUGACCAAUCAUGAUAAAACUUGGCAUAAAUGUUCCUAAGAUCAUGUCGGAGACCGUUGUGUAUGUUUAAUGUCCCUCCCUCAACCGGAGGGUCCUAAAAAUAGACAAAAGUACCAAAGUGUACCUUUAUUAAAGAACAAAAGUUUUAAACAAAUCGGGUAAACCAGAUUUCACAACAUUUUAUAUUUGCUAGGAAUAUGUCAGCUGAAUGGGUAAACCCACACUACACACACACUACUUUUAGUUUUGUGGCCAAAAAAAAAAAUGUGAAGGGAACAUUCUCCAUGUUUGACAUAGAUCUCAAUUUUGAAUUUUGUGGUUGAAUAUGAAAAUUGAUUUAGAACUUGUAAUUUUAUUUUAUUUUUAUACUUUUUAAAAAGUGUUUAUGUGCAUGCUUGCUGGUUGUUUCAAGCAUGUAUUAUAGUUUGCAACUAAUAUUACUUAUAAAAUAUAAACCAAACAGAACAGUGUGAUGUUGUUGUAGAAUUGCCUUUCUUUCUAAUUUCAAAACUCAAACUCUAAUUAUUUUUUUUUUACAAAUGUUAUGUAAGCCUUCAUUUUUUGUCUUUCAUAUUAUAAUUUAGGAUUUUAUCAUUUUAAUUAAUUCUUACUGUUGAUUUUAUACCAGGAUGGCUGCCUGGUCGUGCGGUUUGCGCCCUGGACUGUCGUUCGGACUUAUCGAUGGUCCCAGGUUCAAACCCUGCCCGCUCCCAUCCCCCAUCGUCCUGCGGGAGGUUUGGACUAGGAAGUAAUUAUCUUCAACUCUGAAGGAACAUCCAAAAUAAGUAAAACAUUUUACUAACAUUUUUACCAUCUCAGUUUUAGCGUUGAAAAACCUUCAACAUCACUACUGCUCAAUUAAAUCCAAAAAGGAUUUAAACAUUUUUAGAUUGGACAUAUUUUUACAGUGGCAUAAACCGUGUUUUUUUAGCACAUUCACUUACGAAACAUUCCUGCUGUUAUUUGUGUUUUGUUAUUUAUUUUGUAAGUGCACAUUUUUGUUUUUAAACUUUUAUUGUACAGUUUUUAGUUUGUUUAUGAUUACAUCAGGUAGAAUGAAAAUAUUUCAUUAUCAUCCUAGACCUAUCUGAUUUAUGUGAUAGCUGGAAUCCAGGUUGUAUUAUUUUGUGAAUAGUUUUUAAACAUUGCAAUGUAGCUUUAAUUUUGUCAUGAGCUGUGAACCUAAUGUAAACUAUGUAGAAACCUUGUCUCUCCUUCAAUGAUUCAAUAAGUUGAGAAAAACUGCUUAAGUCGUGGGAUAUGCUCUUCAGACUUUCAUCCCCAUGAUCCCAAAGUUGAAUCCCGACUGCUUCCAUCUCUUACCAGUCUGCAGGAGGUUUGGACUACAUAAUAAAUCUUAAGUUCUGAAGGAGUGUCCAAAACUUUUAAAGCGAAACAAAAUAAGUUAAAAUAAUGUUUUAAAGAUUUUUAUCAAUGAGAGAGGGUCAUUGCUGUCAUGUUAAUAUAGAUGCUGCUGUUAUUGAGUUGAAGAUCCUUCUCAUAUCGUGCUCAUUCUUUCAAGCAUGGUCUCCUUUCUUGUCACAUGUCAGGCAUGGUCUCCUUUCUUGUCACAUGUCAGGCAUGGUUCCUCCUUCACAACUGUUUAAAAUGUUAUUUCAAUGAACAUAUUUAAUGACACAAAAGCAAGCAAUAUACAGUAGAUUCACAACACCUGGCCUGGCUUGUAAGUAUUCACUAACACCAGUACCUAGCUGUGGUCAGUCAUUGUUGUGUAUUAACUCUUUAGCAGUUACCUGCAGUAUUUUGGGUCUAAAUAAUCAUGACAUGCUGAAAACCAUGAAUAACCUCAAUAUCAUUUCAUGUGAAGAGAGAUAGUAGGAAUUGUUUUGCACCUGGAAUGUCAAAGCUCAUGCUCCAAAAAGUUUCUGCUGUAUAAUUAGAAAUAGUGUCAAAAAUAAUCUAAGCCUGAUUAAGUUCAAGAGUCCCUCAAGACCACAUUGUGUCAUUGUCAUUGGUUAAUAUGCAUGACUAAAUGCAUGACGCGUAGGACGUAAUCAUCUUCUUUUUUGAAGUAACGUCUGUAUUAUAUAAGAUAAGAUAAGAUGUGAUCAAAGGAAGAACCACAUCCCAUUGAACUUUUUGUUUUCUUGAACUGCUUGCUGAUUGAACUUUUGUUUUCUUGAACUGCUUGCUGAUUGAACUUUUGUUUUCUUGAACUGCUUGCUGAUUGAACUUUUGUUUUCUUGAACUGCUUGCUGAUUGAACUUUUGUUUUCUUGAACUGCUUGCUGAUUGAACUUUUGUUUUCUUGAACUGCUUGCUGAUUGAACUUUUGUUUUCUUGAACUGCUUGCUGAUUGAACUUUUGUUUUCUUGAACUGCUUGCUGAUUGAACUUUUGUUUUCUUGAACUGCUUGCUGAUUGAACUUUUGUUUUCUUGAACUGCUUGCUGAUUGAACUUUUGUUUUCUUGAACUGCUUGCUGAUUGAACUUUUGUUUUCUUGAACUGCUUGCUGAUUGAACUUUUGUUUUCUUGAACUGCUUGCUGAUUGAACUUUUGUUUUCUUGAACUGCUUGCUGAUUGAACUUUUGUUUUCUUGAACUGCUUGCUGAUAGAACUUUUGUUUUCUUGAACUGCUUGCUGAUUGAACUUUUGUUUUCUUGAACUGCUUGCUGAUUGAACUUUUGUUUUCUUGAACUGCUUGCUGAUUGAACUUUUUUUUUAGUAUUGAAUGGGACAUUUUCAGCUUUGAUUUCAAAGCUCCAAAGAUCCCAAUGUUUGUGAAAAUAUGGAUAGCACUAAUAACUUUACAGCUGUUUUAUUAAUGCUGUUAGAACUGUCUGACUCUCACACAGAAUGUAAUGAGAGAUUGAAACUUAAACAUGUCCAACCUUUUUUUUUUAUUAUUAUUAUCAUUACAUAUUAUCAUUUUGAAUAUUUUUCUUUUUGUUUAAUUAUAUUGUAUUUAAUGACACCUCUAUUUUGGCUGCAGACAAAACCAGUAUUGUGGUAAAAUUCUGUCCAAAUAAGUUUUUAUACUUCUUUUGGUUCAUUUUUUUUAGGUUAGUGACUAUUGGACAUGAGGGUAAACAGAAAGCAAAGAAUUUCUCACAUUUCUGGCUAUGAAAUAAUUUUAAAAAAAAAAUGUCAAUAAAGUUAAACAUUUAUUAAAACAGAACAAUAUUAUGUGAAUUCUAGAACUAUUUGAUUUCUUUAGCUAUUAAAACAUACAACAUUCAUUGGAGUUCUAGAACUAUCUGAGUUCAAGAACUAUGGUAAUUCCCUUGGUUAUUAAAAUAUAGAACAUUCUUCAUUAAAACAUUGAACAUUCAUGCACGCUUUAAGAAUAAUGGUUGCAAUUGACACUAUUGACAUGAUGUUUUUGAUCAACUUUGUGAGUUGUUGUUUUUUUAAUCAUAUGUUCCUAUAAAAGUAUGUUUCUAUUACUAAAGGACUGAUACUAUUUAUUAUGCAUACAAAACAAAUUGUGAUAUUUUUACAACUGACAUUGCCAUUGGUUAAAUGUUUAUUUUUUAUUAAUGCAUUUCUUUGUUCAAUGAUUGAUGAAGUGUUACAGAUAGUCUAUUAGUAUGGCAGAACUGGCAGCUAGGUAUUACAGUAUUUCUAUUUUAAAGAAGAACAGGCAGCAUAAGACAACAGUUUGUCUACUGGUAUCAGUGAGUGGCAGCUAAGGACUACAGUUUGUCUACUGGCAUCAGUGAGAACUGGCAGCUAAGGACUACAGUACUGGAAGGGGAGAACUGGCGGUUAAGUUAGUGAUUGCCUAGCCCUAGGAUUUAAAAUGAAAUUAAUAAAAACUACCAGGAUGGCUAGAAC